Messenger RNA from Trichomonas vaginalis G3, 1362 nucleotides. RefSeq names its product DNA/RNA polymerase superfamily. The record is from RefSeq and is a predicted model, not a curated record. The transcript has a single exon. NCBI's taxonomy places the organism in Eukaryota, Parabasalia, Trichomonadida, Trichomonadidae. The annotation marks the transcript as partial. Gene Ontology annotation, molecular function: nucleic acid binding.
AUGUUAAAUGUUAAUAUUGAUUUCUAUUAUUGUGAUCCUCAACCAGAAGACGUAGACAUUAACAAGGUAGACUUUCCAUUAGUGGAUUCAAUAAUGAUAGAUCCAGAAUUUGAAACAAUAAAUAUUUUAUUAACACAGAGUCCAUGUGGAAAACUUCACGCUGACAGAAUAACAGACGUUGAAGCACUCACAGGAUAUAAAGUUUGCCCCUUUUGCAAAGAAGAAGUAUAUUCUAUCCGUGAUGAUCCAGAAAGGAAAAACCAAAGAAGAUUUUUAAAACAUUGUGAGAAAUGUAAAGAAAAUAAUGGAAGAUUAAUUCAAGACGUUCAAUUGCAAAACACACAACAACCAUAUGCACCACAUAUUACGAAACAGAAGAUAUAUCAAUGGCUAUUAGCACAUAAUUUGCAGGAAUAUUAUAAACCAACAAGAUAUUAUAUUACUUUUGACUUCGAAACAUUAGAGACUAAAGAAGAAUUACAACUUUCUGAGUGUGCAACUUUAAACGCUUACUUAAAACCAUUCAUGGUAUCAUCAACGGUUAAAUUAAACGAUAAAACAUAUACGAGGAAUUUUUGCUUAACUUCGAGUGAUUCUUUUAUUUCUGAUUGGAUUGAGUUUUUAUUUUCAACCUGUUCAUUAGUUGCUAAAUCAAAUAUUGAACAAUAUGAAGAAUUAAUGAAGUCCCAUACAUUAAAUGAAAAACAGAAGGAAGCAUUUAAAGAACUUCUAGAUGAGGAAUUCAAUAAAGUGAAUAUCAUAGGUUUUAAUUCGGGAAAGUUUGAUUUAAAUUUAAUUCUUCGUGAUUUAAACACUGCAAAAUGGAAAAUAAAAUCAAUGCUAGGUUCUUCUUCUCAAUUUAAGCAAAUCAUUGUAAAGAAAACAAACUGUCCAUAUGAAUUAAGAUUUAUUGACAUCAGAAAUUAUAUAGCGGGUGGAACAUUAGACCAAUUCACUCAAGAUUUCGGAAACAAUAAAUCACGUGUUAAAUCCUUUUUCCCUUAUCAAUUCAUCACAUGGGAGAAUUACGAAGAUGAAUUAUAUAAAGUGGAACCAUUCACUCAAGAUUCAUUUUAUUCAGCAUUAACUCAAGAAACAAUAUCCGAUUCAGAUUAUCAAAUAUAUCUCAAUGAUGCUAAAAAUUUUGAGAAUAGAUUAGAAUAUUUUAUUCAUUAUUGCAAUAAAGACGUUGAAAUUAUGAUUGACCCAAUUGAUAAAAUUAUUGAAGAAACAUUUGUUUAUAAAAUUGACAUGCUUCAUAAUCUUUCUUUAUCAUCGAAUGCAUCAAUGAUUCGUUACGCGUUAGCAUAUAAGAACUUCAAUCCUAACGAAACAUAUCCAGAAGAAGAAAAUGUGGAAUCA